UGUGUGGGCAGUCGGCGGGAGGUGCGGAGGACGAGGGUGAGUCUCAGGCCGGCUGGAUCGAGGGAGCAGCUAUCUUGUUCUCCGUGAUCAUCGUGGUGCUGGUGACUGCCUUCAAUGACUGGAGCAAGGAGAAGCAAUUCCGGGGCCUCCAGAGCCGCAUUGAGCAGGAGCAGAAGUUCACAGUGAUCCGCAAGGGGCAGGUGAUUCAGAUCCCAGUGGCCGAGAUCGUGGUGGGAGACAUCGCGCAGAUCAAGUACGGUGAUCUCUUGCCAGCGGAUGGGAUCCUGAUCCAGGGUAAUGACCUGAAAAUAGAUGAGAGCUCACUGACUGGGGAGUCAGACCAAGUCAAGAAAUCGAUGGAUAAAGACCCCAUGCUGCUGUCAGGUACCCACGUGAUGGAGGGCUCUGGCAGGAUGUUGGUGACUGCUGUGGGCAUCAACUCCCAGACAGGAAUCAUCUUCACUCUCUUGGGUGCGGGAGAAGGAGAUGAGGAGAAGAAGGUGAAGAAAGGUAAAAAAGGUGGAGCCCCCGAAAAUCGCAACAAAGCUAAAACUCAGGAUGGUGUGGCCUUAGAGAUCCAGCCCCUGAAGAGCCAGGAAGGGGUGGAGAAUGAGGAGAAGGAGAAGAAGAAGGUGAAAGUGCCCAAGAAGGAGAAGUCCGUGCUGCAGGGGAAGCUCACGCGCCUGGCAGUGCAGAUCGGGAAGGCAGGGCUGAUCAUGUCAGCCAUCACCGUCAUCAUCUUGGUGCUGUACUUCGUGAUCGACACGUUCGGGGUGCAGGGGCGGCCGUGGCUGGCAGAGUGCACCCCCAUCUACAUCCAGUACUUCGUCAAGUUCUUCAUCAUCGGCGUCACCGUGCUGGUGGUGGCCGUGCCCGAGGGGCUCCCGCUGGCCGUCACCAUCUCGUUGUGCUGCCUCUUGCAGAAAAUGAUGAAGGACAACAACCUCGUGAGGCACUUGGAUGCGUGUGAGACCAUGGGCAACGCCACCGCCAUCUGCUCGGACAAGACGGGCACGCUGACCAUGAACCGCAUGACCGUGGUGCAGGCCUACCUGGGGGACACCCACUACCGCCAGAUCCCCGACCCCGAAGCCAUCCUGCCCAAAAUCCUGGACCUCAUCGUGCAUGGGGUUGCCAUCAACUCAGCCUAUACCUCCAAGAUCCUGCCUCCCGAGAAGGAAGGAGGACUGCCCCGCCAGGUGGGCAACAAGACAGAGUGUGCCCUGCUGGGCUUCGUGCUGGACCUGAAACAGGACUACCAGGCUGUGCGCAACGAGGUGCCGGAGGAGAAGCUCUACAAGGUCUACACCUUCAACUCGGUGCGCAAGUCCAUGAGCACAGUGCUGAAGAACAGCGGCGGCGGCUUCCGCAUGUACAGCAAGGGAGCGUCCGAGAUCAUCCUGCGCAAGUAA
This is a messenger RNA of Acanthisitta chloris (rifleman), 1412 nucleotides long. Its product is annotated as plasma membrane calcium-transporting ATPase 4-like. Gene Ontology annotation, molecular function: PDZ domain binding; P-type calcium transporter activity; ATP hydrolysis activity. The transcript has 8 exons. The record is from RefSeq and is a predicted model, not a curated record. The annotation marks the transcript as partial. Lineage: Eukaryota; Metazoa; Chordata; Aves; Passeriformes; Acanthisittidae. Gene Ontology annotation, biological process: regulation of cytosolic calcium ion concentration. Gene Ontology annotation, cellular component: membrane; intracellular membrane-bounded organelle.